AUGGCGCCUAAGAAGUCCAACAAAAAAAUUGACGUAUUAAUUGGAAAAGAAGAAGUAUUUCAUAAUAUCAAUCUUGGAAAUAUGAUUUUGAGCGCAUUUAAAUCUAGGCCGGAUUUUGUCGGUCAGAUAGAUGCAAUGACGGAAGAGCAAACUACAUACCAGCAGAUGCGAGAGAAUAGUGUUAAAUGUGCAUUAUGGUUAAAACAAUCACUCUCUACAACUUUCAUAAUAACAAUAUGCACACGUCAUAAAAUGCUUGAAUAUAUACCAUUUUUGGCGAGUUUAUACGUCGGUAUUAUUGUCAAUACGUGGGAUGAAAAGAACAUGAAAGAUAAGAUACGUGUUAUGUACUUCCUGACGGAAUAUAAACCAAAUAUUAUCUUUAUCGAUAAUGACAAUUAUAGGCAACUCAAUUCGGCUAUUCAAAAUAUAAAUAGCGAAAAAGAAAACAUAAAACCUCCAAAAAUCAUAACUUUUGGUAGAAUUGAAGGUGUCGAUUCUCUAGAAUCAAUUCUGAACAACGAUUUUGAAAAGAGCAAAAUUGAUGAAUUUUCCUGCGAGCACAUCAGCCCAUCGAAUCUUGUAGCGACAAUGUUUUCUCCCAAUGCAACAAAUUAUGUUGAUAGUAAAGUACAUAUUCGUUACUUUGCAUUAACAUAUCCAUCGAACCAGGAGGUACCCGUAAUGUCUUCCGGUGACAUUGGUCUAUGGUAUGGAUCUUUAAGUUGGAGUUACGGUGUGAUCUUGACCGUACGUAGUAUAAUUUCGUAUGUGACAGUGGUCAAGUGUUCGAAAUUCAGCGAUGAAAAUAUGUAUGAAACGAUAGAGAAGUACAAGGUGUCGUGGGUAUUUCUUGAAAGCAAGAUGUGCAAUCAAAUGUAUCAUACUGAUAUCCGUAUGUAUAAUAUUUCUUCCUUAAAGCAAUUGGUAAUCGAUGAUUCAGCCAUCAAUUUCAUUGAUGUUCAAAAAAAACUCUGCAAGACAUUUAUAAACGUUUCUAUCAUUCAAGUAUAUACAGAAUUAUGCAUAAUUGCGGCUUAUCAACGAAAUAAUCAACAAUUCGGAUCUAGCGGUUAUGUGGCUAAAAAUAUUCAAUUAAUGGUUCUUGAUAUGGAAUUGAAAGAACCAGUUAGUUCAAAUAUAGCAGGCACAAUCUGGUACAAAUUGAUAUGCAAGUACUGCUCUCCUCAGACAUGCAAAUUGCAAAAUUGUUACAACUAUAAAGCAAAAGAAAAUACUAUCGGCAACAUUAUAAAUAAACAUUUUAAUAACAAAUGGUGUUGUACCGAAGAUUACGGCUAUUAUGCAAAAGAUGGCGAAAUCAUCAUCAUCGAUAAAAUAAAGGAUCUUAUUAAACAUGGAAUAUUCUAUCUCGCACCCACAAAAAUUGAGAAUAUGUUACUAAAACAUCCAGCAGUAUCAGAAGUCGUAGUACUAUCUGUGCCAUGUUCUACUAAUGGUCAAAAUCCUAUAGCUUAUAUUAAAACAGAAAUCGGAGUAAAGGUGACAGCAUGGGAAUUGAUGAAAUUUGUAGCAGACAAUUUGCCUGAUAUCUACCAACUGCGCGGGGGCCUGCACUUCAAGAGAUCCAUGUCACAUCUUCCCAAUGGAAAAAUCGAUCGAAUGCGAAAGUCCGACAAAAUUGAUAUAUUGUCCGGGACAGAAGAAUUGCUUCAUAAUAUAAAUAUUGGAAAUAUGAUUUUGAAAGCAUUCAAAUCUAAGCUGGAUUUUGUCGGUCAGAUAGAUGCAAUGACGGAAGAGCAAACUACAUAUCAGCAGAUGUGGGAGAACAGCGUUAAAUGUGCAUUAUGGUUCAAACAAUUACGCUAUAACAUACGUAUCAUGUACUUUCUAAUAGAAUAUGAACCAGAUAUUAUCUUUAUCGAUAGUGACAAUUACGGGCAACUCAAUUCGGUUAUUCAAAAUAUAAAUCGCGAAAAAAAAAACAUAAAUCCUCCAAAAAUCAUAACUUUUGGUAGAAUUGAAGGUGUCGACUCUCUUGAAUCAAUUCUGAACAAAGAUUUUGAAAAGAAGAAAAUCGAUAAAUUUUCUUGCGUGAACGUGGAACCAAUGGAUAUUAUAGCGAUAAUGUUUUCUCCCAGUGCAACAAGUUAUCCUAAUAGUAAAACUUUUAUUCGUCGUUUUGCUCUUACAUAUCCAUCGAACCAGGAAGUACCCGUAAUGUGUUCCGGUGAUAUUGGUCUAUGGUAUGGAUCUUUAAGUUGGAGUUACGGUGUGAUCUUGACCGUACGUAGUAUAAUUUCGUAUGUGACAGUGGUCAAGUGUUCGAAAUGCAGCGAUAUGUAUGAAACGAUAGAAAAGUACAAGAUUUCGUGGGUAUUUCUUGAAAGCAAAAUGUGCAUCCAGUUUCGUACCAAUAUCCAUAAGUAUGAUAUCUCUUCCAUAAAGCAAUUGGUAAUCGAUGAUUCAACCAUGAAUUUCAUAAAUGCUCAAGUAGUGCUCUGCAGUAAAUUUAUAAACGCUUCUAUCGUUCAAGUAUACAGUAUAGCAGAAGCAUGCAUAAUUGCUGCUUUCCAACGGAAUAAUCGGCGGCUCGGAUCUAGCGGUUAUGCAGCUAAAAAUAUUCAAUUAAAGCUUCUUGAUGUAUAUUCGCAAGAAAUAGUUGAUCCUUGCAGAACAGGCACGAUUUGGUACAAAUUUGUAUUUAAGUGGUGCUGUCCUCAGACAUGCAAAUUGGAAAAUUGUUACAACUAUCGAGCAAAAGAGAAUACUAUCGGCAAGAUUACAAAAAUAUUUUUUAGUAAAAGAUGGCAUUGUUCCGGAGAUUACGGUUUUUAUAAAAAAGAUGGCGAAAUCUUCGUUAUCGAUAAAGUAAAGGAUCUUAUUAAAUAUAGAAAAUUCCUUCUCUCACCCACAAUAAUUGAGAAUAUGUUACUACAACAUCCAGUAGUGUCAGAAGUCUCUGUAGGAUCUGUGCCAAGUACUAUUGAUGGUCAUCAUCCUAUAGCUUAUGUUAAGAAAAAAUGCGGUUUAGAGGUGACGGCAAGGGAAUUGAUGAAAUUUGUAGCAGAUAAUUUGCUUGAUGUCUACCAACUGCGCGGGGGCCUGCACUUCAAGAGAUCCAUGUCAUAUCUUCCCAAUGGAAAAAUCGAUCGAAUGCGAGUUACCAGUAGUAGCAACUGA
Messenger RNA from Mycetomoellerius zeteki, 3144 nucleotides. RefSeq lists its product as uncharacterized. The transcript has 15 exons. Bases 1 to 3144 code for a protein of 1047 amino acids. NCBI's taxonomy places the organism in Eukaryota, Metazoa, Arthropoda, Insecta, Hymenoptera, Formicidae. Gene Ontology annotation, molecular function: CoA-ligase activity. The record is from RefSeq and is a predicted model, not a curated record.